This is a messenger RNA of Plasmodium inui San Antonio 1, 3639 nucleotides long. RefSeq lists its product as hypothetical. The record is from RefSeq and is a predicted model, not a curated record. Gene Ontology annotation, biological process: N-terminal peptidyl-methionine acetylation. Gene Ontology annotation, cellular component: NatC complex. Bases 1 to 3639 code for a protein of 1212 amino acids. NCBI's taxonomy places the organism in Eukaryota, Apicomplexa, Aconoidasida, Haemosporida, Plasmodiidae. The transcript is spliced from 2 exons.
AUGGAGGCGGAGAAGGAGUACCUCGAUAUAUCGGACUUGCUCCGCCGGAAUGUGGAAGACCUGAACGAUGAAGACGAAAUCAGAGUGUCCGACUUCUCCUAUGGGAAGUACGUUUGCUCCCUCGAGAUGGGAGACAACAAAUUGGACGUAGGGAUCAAGCCAGAAAAAAGAAUUACAAUAAAAGAAUGUGAAGAUAAGGGAUACCUAUCAGAAGGUAUCAGUUUAGAAGACAUGGUUCUAAUUAUGGACAAUCUUCUCCUCCAGCAAGUAAAGGUCCUAUUGGGGAAUCACCCCUUUUUAACUGUCCUAAGUUGCUACUUCGUUCACCACUCAAGUGUUAUUAAUUGUAAUGGCGAUUCCUUCUUCUUCGAAAAAAUCUUCUACAAAUGUAUAAAAUCCCUUUCUGCGGAUAGCAUAUAUAUGAACAUCUUCCAGAAUGACAAUCGGGAGUUCCUUCAGCUUAUGCAGAGGGGGGUAGGAGAGCAGGUCGUGGCACAGGGCAAGAGUGCAAGUGGGGCAAAGGAUGAGCACCCCCCCACGGAAGGAUAUUCCAAGGAGAUGGGGCCAACCCAGAAGGACAACCCCCCAAACAAAUCGGACGCGCACCGCUCCAUGUGCGAAGAAGGCUACCUCAGAUAUAACCCGUUUACUUUCUUCCAGCUGUUCUUAAUCCUCUACGCAUCAACAGCCGAAAUUAUAGACCACGUCGUGACAAAGAAUAGCUGGCUGCACAGGGAUGACUACAAGGGUGGAUUGCUAAAAAUAACGGACUCGUUAAUUUACCACUGCAGGCGGAGGAGGCGGUACGUGAUGAAGAACCUCUUUCUCGUGAAAAGGUGCUUCCCCAAGUUCUUGGCGCAGUACGAGUCGGCGCGGAGGAAGCGAGGUACGAAGGGAAGUGCGCAUAAAGGUGGAGUGAAAGAGGGAGGCAAAAAUGAAGGCAAAAAUGAAGGCAAGAAUGGAGACAAAGAUGGACGCAAAGAUGUAGGCCAAAGUGGGUGUCACGAGAGAGACAAAGGGGAAUCCCACUUAGCAGACCCACCUCCGGGCCACGUCCUGCCCCUCCUUCGAAGAAUCCAGUUUUGCAUUCACCUAAACACGAUGCUAAAUCAGGUCAUCUUCGAAUCCAGGGAGAUGAACACAGACUCUAUUAAAGAAAAUUGUAAGGAGCUCCUAAAAUGCAUACGUACGAUCAACGAAGAAGUAGGUUCCAAAUGUCAGCAACAAGACAAACAGAUCCGAAAGAAAUAUUUUAAUAAAUAUUUUUUAAUGUAUAAACUGAAUAGUGUGUCAAAGCACGUGACCAAAAUGAGUGUGCAUGAGGGUUACUCCUUUUUUGAGAAGGUCACUCUGGAUAUAGACUACAUUGUGGAAUAUUUCCAGCGCAUAAACGCCAAGUCAAGCUUCUUCGACGUUAAGAAUCUAGUGCACUAUGUAAAAUUUUACUCCGCCAGUGGCAACGUUUUGGUGAAGUGCAUUUCGAGGGGGUACAUCCAACAAGUGCUGAAUAACGCAAGGGGGGACUUCCUUCCCUUUGAGAGGGACCUACUACUUAAGGAAGAGAUAAAGGCUAAGCGUUUUUUUCACAGUUUGGAAGGGGCACCCCCAGAUGGAAAAGUGGAACGUCCCGAAAAGGAGGCAACACGGCAACAGCUGCAAGAAGUGGAAAAGAUGCAACAAAUACCAAAAGAGGACCCCCUUGAAAAGCGAGAAGACGACCAAGCGGAGUCUAUAACGUUGGAUCCGGCCCCCCCAGGUGCACUUAUCGCCGAACAGAACCAUCAAUGGGACGAUUACGAUGAGAACCGAGAUGUAGGUCAUUACUACUCCCUCUUUCUAAACACGUACAGAAAGGAAGAGACGGAUGAUGUUCCCUCCACAAGACGCCUAAAUGAGAAGUUCUCCCAAAAUGUGAAGCAAAAUAUAUUUGUCAGUUUCUUCCUCCACUUAUUUUUCAACGAAUCGUAUGUAAUACUAGAAGAGGUGUCCAAAGAGGAUCCGAAUUUUUUUGUCAAAUCUGUAAUUUUUAAUGAUCUGUGUUACUUUGGCUUCUCCCCCCCUCUGCUAGUGUUACUGUCAUACUUUUUCUACUCCCCUGAUACGUUUUUUUUUGCUAUGGAGCAUGUGUACCAAGUGGACAAAGGGUUGACUUAUACAAAUGAGGAGGAAUAUAAAACAUUUUGCGGGAUGUUUUUCCCUCCCUGUGCUGUUAAAAAACUGGAGCGAGAUUUGCGCUUGCAUUUCCCUUAUCUGAUAAAUUAUAUGCAAAAGGAGAGCUCCCUUCUAGAGUUGUUCACGGAGUUGGAGGAAUUUAUCGACGAGUGUGCAGGGGUAGGAAGCGCGCCGUGGGGAGUGGACCAAUGCAAGUCCGAAGAGGAACGUGGAAGUAACUGCGUUUCGGAAUGUGGGGGCGCCUACCAGGGGAGCAGCACCGUGGGGGAAAACCAACCCAAGGGGGAAUGCGCCGAACAGGACAAACGCGCCAAACGCGGUAAUGGCACCCGCACCGACGGACGCAUCCACGAACGCACCACCAGCCCAGCGAUCAUAACCAGCAAGCGCUUCAAAUUGACAGUCCUGUGCAAGAUAUUUCACCUGUUCAUGCAGUAUCUCGAGAUAGUUUUAAAAAAAGUCCUAAACUUUUCCUUUUUGCUGGCCCCUAGGGAGCACUCCAAACUGACCGGAUUUCACACGGACAUGUGCGUAUUGUACACCCUCAUGAAAAUUCUGGCGUACUAUUUCAAAUUGUACAAUAUGAACAGCGAAAUGGACAGCGUGGAAAAUUAUCUUCACUGCAUUUUCCACACUGUGUUAAUUGAUUACAGCUGUUUAAGCCUUUAUAUAAACAUACCAUCCGACCAGGAAUAUGCCUUUACCUAUUACGUCAUGUCAUUAUCCUAUAAAGAAUUGGCGGGCACAGUGCAAAAAGGAUUCAAAUUAAAUUGUGCUGAAAAUAGGAGCAAAUUAAUUUAUUCCUUAAUUUAUUACAUUCUGUAUCUUUACUCAGAUUUUCUGAUGAUUUAUUUUGUUUAUUUUUCCUACACCAAUGUGGAUUCGGAACCCGUCGAGGAGGACUCGUACAACAUGAAAUACAAAGCGUGGAAUUUCUGUUACCCAGAUAUUUCAAAAAUUAAUUUUUACAAUUUCCAGAAAAAUAAAGCUGCUCUUAUUAACGCCGUCCUCACGAAGAAUUUAAAAAUCACCCUUUUACAAAAUGACGAAAUCAACAUAGGGGUGAAAAAAAAAAUUAAAAAUUUAGCCCAAGUGAAAGAGAGCUACCGCAAUUCGAAGAAACGGAUUGACCAAUACUCAAGCUUGUUAGAUAUUAAAAAUUACUUCAGUCAUAAUUUUCGCUUUUUCGAGAAAACCUCCUCCGACGUGGACAUUUGUUCCUAUUUCAAAGGGUGUGUAAGCGAGAUUCAGAAACUUAUAAAAGAUGCCUCAAGCUGCAAAUACGACAACAUUGGCUUCGUUCGCAUUUUCCUAAAUUCGUACGAACAAAAUUUGAUAAAGUCUUAUAAGAAAUUUCCCCCCUUCUGCGUUGAAAAUUCUUCCAUCUUUUUGAACCCGUAUUGUGAGGUGGUUAAUGGGCACUCCUAUUUUUUAAGUGUGCAGGAAAGGAAGAAGAAAAAAACAUAA